Messenger RNA from Paecilomyces variotii, 3361 nucleotides. Its product is annotated as glutamate carboxypeptidase Tre2. The transcript is spliced from 2 exons. The coding region runs from base 193 to 2877 and encodes 894 amino acids. Gene Ontology annotation, molecular function: carboxypeptidase activity. NCBI's taxonomy places the organism in Eukaryota, Fungi, Ascomycota, Eurotiomycetes, Eurotiales, Thermoascaceae. The record is from RefSeq and is a predicted model, not a curated record.
GUCAGGAGAAGAAACUCUCCACAAGAUUCAAUCUGACUACCGUCAACGCCUGUGGUGUCCUUCUUGAUCCGGGGAGCAAUGAGUCUGCCUCCGUCCGUCGCUCUUUUUGCCUUCAGAACAUGACCCUGCGUAUCUCUGCCUGUGUGACGUUCGAUCCUCAGGGGCUCUGCGGAGCUCGGUACGACCGCCGCCAUGGGCAGCGACGACAAGUUCAACUAUGAAUCCCUUCCUAUCCCGACAUAUGAAGAAGCCACCUCUUCCCGACCGAUCUCCUCCCAGUCGCAUCGCGGUUCGACCGAGAUAAGCAACGAUGCAGAGAGACAGGGCCUCCUUCGCCGUGGCGACUCCGCCGGCGAUAGCUCGCGCUCCCAUCCUGCUGGCUAUCACCCGCCAACCGUCGAGUCCGCACGAUCGAGUCUGGACUUUCUGGCCUCUGAUGAUGGGGAAUCAACACGGGGUUCAAUGGAGGAGCUGCAGAGGGAGAUGCAAGAGAUGGAUGUCGAAGACCCGGCGCAUCCAGGAUCGUCCCGUUCACACCUAGGGCAGCGAUUCUCGAAACGCUUCAAUACUCUAACACGUACACUCUCUUCGAUUCAUCUUCCGCUACGAAAAUACUUUCCAAAAUUCAAUUUUAGUUUUAUUUCCAACCUCACUGAUCGCUGGCGAUCGCGCGGGGAAUAUCAAGUGUGCUUGAUCAUCUUGCGCCUGGUGGGUCUGAUUAUCGUCGUCACUAUUGUAUACCUUGUCGUUGCGACGGAUCUCUUUUCGAUAGGAGGAACUCGUCUCAGUAUAGGCCAGUCUUAUACACCGUCCUCGGUACAGAAUUAUGUCCAGGGUCAUAUCAACGAGACAAGCAUCGCGGAGAAGUUCGAGCGGUUAACUAGGUUUCCCCAUAUGGCUGGUACGGAAGGAAGCUACGUGCUUGCAGAAUGGAUCGAGCAGGAAUUCCGCAAGGCAGGCUUGGAUGAAGUUGGAAUGGAGGAGUUCCAGGUAUACCUCAACUAUCCGAAACCCACCGGACGAAGGGUAGCUAUCGUUGACCCGCCUGAGUUGGCCUGGGAGGCCAUUUUGGAUGAGGAACAAGCCUAUAAGGAUCCCCCUCAACAGCAGACCUUAGUCUUCCAUGGCCAUUCGAAAUCCGGUAACGUGACGGGACCGCUCGUCUACGCGAAUUAUGGAUCCCGUGAAGACUUUAAACUCCUCGCAGACAAGGGCAUCUCUCUUCAAGGUGCCAUCGUAUUAGUGCGCUAUUACGGCACUCAGGGAGAUCGAGCGCUUAAGAUCAAAGCUGCAGAGAUGGCGGGUGCAGCCGGAUGUAUCAUAUAUUCGGAUCCCGCUGAAGAUGGGUUCGUGUUGGGACCAACGUAUCCCGACGGACGGUUUAUGCCUGCAGAUGGAGUUCAGAGAGGUGGCGUGAGCCUGAUGUCCUGGGUUGUUGGAGAUGUUCUCACCCCCGGAUUUGCUUCAACACCUGAUGAGAAAAAGAGACUGUCUCCGGAAGAGAGCCCCGGUCUUAACCAGAUUCCCAGCAUUCCUAUCGCCUGGCGCGAUGCACAACGACUUCUCCAGGUGCUAAGGGGUCACGGCGAAAAGGUACCUAAGAAAUGGGUGGGAGGGGUUCCCGAUAUCAGUGAAUGGUGGACGGGAGAUUCUUCGUCGCCUAAGGUCAACCUUAUGAAUUUACAGGACGACAUCGAGAGGCAGCCAAUAUACAACGUAAUUGGUCGCAUUAUCGGCUUAGAGCAACCGGAGAAGAAGAUUGUCGUCGGAAACCAUCGCGAUGCUUGGUGUUUCGGAGGCGUUGACCCGGGAAGUGGCACAGCCGUCUUCUUGGAGGUGGUGCGAGUGUUUGGUGAGCUUCUUGCUCUUGGGUGGCGUCCACUCCGCACAAUCGAAUUCGCAAGCUGGGACGGCGAAGAAUACAACCUCAUAGGCUCCACGGAGCAUGUGGAAAACGAACUUGAUGCACUUCGUAACAAUGGGUAUGCCUAUCUCAAUGUUGACGUUGCUGUGAGCGGCGGCGAAUUUCGAGCGGCAGGCUCCCCUCUCUAUGAACGCAUUCUUCUGCAGAUCCUGAAUAGGUGCUCCGACCCCGUAGCAAACCAGACUUUGAAAGAAAUCUGGCAGUCGAAGAAUCAGAGACUUAGCGGGCUGGGAGCAGGCAGUGACUACGUCGCCUUUCAAGACAUUGCUGGGACUUCCAGCAUCGAUUUUGGCUUUGUUGGAGAACCGUAUCCAUACCACAGUUGUUACGACAACUAUGAAUGGAUGACACAGUUUGGUGAUCCGGGUUUCCGUUAUCACAAGUCCUUGGGUGAAAUUUGGGGUUUACUCCUUCUGGAACUGUCUGAAAAUCCGAUUCUACCAUUUGACAUGGAAGCGUAUGCUGCCUAUCUUUCCAGUUAUGUUUCCGAACUGGACGAGUACGCCAAGUCUAAAAUAGAAUCGAUGCAGUCGAGGGACGGGAGUUUGGGUGGCUCUAAACCAGCCUUGAACAUGACGCCACUUUAUGAUGCUGCAACCAACUUCAAAGAGAACGCUGCACGAUUUCACGAAUGGGAUCAGCUCUGGCAUGAUACGGUAUGGGGUGCUGGUGGGUUUGAAACCAAUAUUAUGGCGAUCAAGCGUAUGAGCCAUAACACUCGCAUGGCGAAUUUUGAGACCCAUAUUCUGGACUUGGACGAAGGCGGUGGUGUUCCCAAUCGCACGCAAUUCAAACAUGUCAUCUUCGGGCCUCAGGCCUGGUCUGGUUACGACGAGGCCUUCUUCCCAGCUAUCCGGGAUGCAAUUGAUGCCGGCGACUGGGAAGAAACGCAAAAGUGGAUCGAUAAAAUUGGUGAUAUUAUUUCAAAGGCGAGUAGGAAACUGCUAUAUUAGUCCGGUAUUUAUUUAAUAUCCCCUCCUCACCCAUCCUCCCCAUGGACAGUUUCAUGCAGGUGUUUUUGACCUGUCAUGGUCUAAAAUCUAGCGUCCCCUACAUCCUCUCCGUCUGUCCUCAUUCUAGCAUUGUUAUUAGCUAUUAGCAGUGAUGCGCAGAAAGGCUCUGCCUCCUGCGGCGUACUGAUGUACUUGUUAUCCUGUUGCCUGUCCAUAGAGGUCUCCUUGGCAUUGCCAACGCGCGACGGCUUAUAUUUAUUGCGCUGCAGUCUCUUUAGUCCCGUGUUCCACGGUAUAUAUGCCUUUUCACUUGUUAGAUUAGGUAUAUUGCCAAAGCAUUAUCGGCUUGUUAUCUAUGUGACUAUUAUCAGUUAAUCUCUUGCUAUGUCAUCAUCGACCGACUUUGUACGGAUGAUCGUGAGGUCUGGUCACCGUAAACUUGUCUACUUUGGGUAGUCUAUCAAGGAACAUGUAUAAUAUCUAU